This is a messenger RNA of Catharus ustulatus (Swainson's thrush), 1017 nucleotides long. RefSeq names its product mediator complex subunit 7 (gene MED7). Lineage: Eukaryota; Metazoa; Chordata; Aves; Passeriformes; Turdidae. Gene Ontology annotation, cellular component: mediator complex. The coding region runs from base 71 to 763 and encodes 230 amino acids. The record is from RefSeq and is a predicted model, not a curated record. The transcript has 2 exons. Gene Ontology annotation, molecular function: transcription coregulator activity. Gene Ontology annotation, biological process: regulation of transcription by RNA polymerase II.
GGCGGAAGCGGCGGCGGCGGCGCUGAGGGAGCGCGGCGGGAGGAGCGGGCAGGAAUUUCCUCUUGCAAAAAUGGGUGAACCUCAGCAAGUGAGCGCCCUUCCUCCCCCUCCAAUGCAAUAUAUCAAAGAAUACACUGACGAAAACAUCCGUAAAGGGCUGGCUCCAAAGCCACCUCCUCCUGUGAAGGACAGCUACAUGAUGUUUGGGAACCAGUUCCAGUGUGAUGAUCUGAUCAUCCGGCCCCUGGAGAGCCAGGGGAUUGAACGGCUGCAUCCUAUGCAGUUCGAUCACAAGAAGGAGUUAAGGAAACUAAACAUGUCUAUUCUGGUCAACUUUCUGGACCUCUUGGACAUCUUGAUAAGGAGUCCAGGGAGUAUUAAACGAGAGGAGAAACUGGAAGACUUGAAGCUGCUUUUUGUCCACGUGCAUCACCUGAUAAAUGAGUAUCGCCCUCACCAGGCCAGGGAGACGCUGAGGGUGAUGAUGGAGGUGCAGAAACGGCAGCGCCUGGAGACGGCCGAGCGCUUCCAGAAACACCUGGAGCGAGUCGUGGAGAUGAUCCAGAACUGCCUGGCUUCCCUGCCUGAUGAUCUGCCUCAUGCAGAGGGGGGACUGAGAGUGAGCGUGGAGCCCAUGGAUACUGAUGAUGGCAGCAACUGCGUGGGGCAGAGCGAAAAGCAGAGGGAGCGCUCUGGUGGCAAGAGAGAUCAGGUUUUGGACAAAGAUGCAGCAAUGUGCAGCAUUAUUGAUGAAAUGACAUGAAGCAAACACUUGGUUUUGUUAAUGCACCACAGUGAGAGACAAAGGGGUUCUGAGGAUACACGUUGUGUUUUGUUAUUUUGUUAGUCUGUUUAGCAGACCAGGCAUGUGUUGUGCACCUUUUGGAGGUUGUGAGUGACUGGGCAGAUGAAAAUGUUUUAUUUUUUUGUGACCUGGUAGAAAUGAAAAUGUCUAGUUUCUGUUAAAUGUAUCAUGUGAGGUGGUAGGCACAGAUUAAAGUUGGAUUUUCCUGUUGU